This is a messenger RNA of Alternaria ventricosa, 1215 nucleotides long. RefSeq lists its product as uncharacterized. Gene Ontology annotation, molecular function: electron-transferring-flavoprotein dehydrogenase activity; flavin adenine dinucleotide binding. The record is from RefSeq and is a predicted model, not a curated record. NCBI's taxonomy places the organism in Eukaryota, Fungi, Ascomycota, Dothideomycetes, Pleosporales, Pleosporaceae. Bases 1 to 1215 code for a protein of 404 amino acids. The transcript has a single exon. Gene Ontology annotation, cellular component: cytoplasm.
AUGUCUUCACAAACACCUCACGAGAUUGUGAUUGUCGGCGGCAACUUUGGCGGCGUCAAUGUCGCUCACUAUCUUUUGCGCAAUACCCUCCCGGCCCUCAAGAAAGCCCAGGCAGAAUUCACCUAUCACAUAACCCUGGUCACACCAAAUACGCACUUCUUCUUCAAAGUCGCGUCCCCACGCGCCAUCGUGAACCAAACUCAAGCUUCACACGACAAGAUUUUCAAGUCGCUCGCCGCAGCAUUCGAGCAGUACGAGCAUGGCGUCUUCACCCUUGUCCAAGGCAAAGCCACCGCCGUGAGGGAAUCCGAGAAAAGCGUGGCGGUGCAGACUGACGACGCAACAAAAGACGUCAAAUACGACUCGCUCAUCAUCGCAUCUGGGACAACAUCCGCCUCCCCUAUCUGGACCCUCCACGAUGACCACAAGAAAAGUGAGGCAGCCAUCACUGCCCUGCACGCCUCUCUCGCGACCGCGACAACUGUCUUGAUCGCCGGUGCAGGCCCCGUGGGCGUCGAGACAGCCGGCGAAAUCGCCGUCGCACACCCGAAGACUGAAAUCACCAUCCUCGCACCCGGCACAAGUCUGCUCCUCAGUCUUCCACCCGCGAUGGGCACCAAAGCGCAAAAAGCCCUCGAGAAACUGGGCGUCAACAUCCGACCCAACACGCGCCUUGAGACAGAAACGAACGGCGUCGUGAAGCUAAGUGAUGGCUCCACUGAAUCACCAGACGUCUUCAUCAACGCCACCGGCCCGCGCAUCAUCAACACGUCCUGGCUCCCCGAGACCUGGCUCGACGGCAAAUCACACGUCGCGACGCGCGACGCCUACUUCCGCGUCUCGAAUGCCUCAAACGUAUACGUGAUCGGCGACGUCGUGUCCGGGAGCCACAAAACGGCCAUUGAACUCGACGCCAUGACGCCCACCGUUGCAUCUAGCGUUGGCGUCGACAUUGCCAAGGGCCUCGGAAUUACUGAGCCACAGCCUGGGUUUCUGGGUGCCUUGAAUCCGUUCGCGGCGGCCUCGCCUCUAAGCCAGAAGGAAUACAAGCCGAUGAAAGACACGAUUGUCAUUCCGGUGGGCCCGGGAGGUGGAGUGGGACAGGUUAUGGGCUUUGCGAUGCCGAGUUUUGUGGUGAAGAAGGGGAAGGCGGAGAACUUUUUGAUGGAGUUGAUUGAGCCGAGUGUGAGUGGGGAGAAGUGGAAAGGAAAAUGA